Messenger RNA from Arctia plantaginis, 1386 nucleotides. Lineage: Eukaryota; Metazoa; Arthropoda; Insecta; Lepidoptera; Erebidae. The record is from the annotation of a GenBank genome assembly.
AUGUGUGAAGACCACCUUGACAUGGAACAUGACACAAUCAAUUACAUGAAAUAUAAAAUGGGUUUCAGUCAAAAGAUACUUUUGGCAGAUAAGGCUGUGCCCUCUAAACUCUAUUGUCAAGAUGAACGCAAAAGAAGGCUAUCUGCUGCAGGACCUUCUCCAGAGACAUCAGAUCAGACUAGAGAUGCCAUUACAUCGCCUGGAGUUAGUCAAUGCGAUAAGGACUUGGUCGAGAGCGAGGCUCCGCAGACAAACACGAAUGCUCCGGAGGAUAUGAUUGAGUGUACUUAUUCUUCUUCCACGGAGAGUGCUCUGAGCGACGAGGACGACCCAUCAACCUUUACAACAUAUGAGAAUACCCAAACCACAGAUGAAAGGAAGGAAAGAGAAGAGAUCAUAGAACGGUAUAAGUGUUACAGGAUCAUAGCCAACGUGUACCAUUACCUGAACGAGGAGUACGAGUGGCUGAAGAGGCAGUCGGGGGCUCUGUACGACGUGAGCGCGCUGUCGGACAUCCCCGCGCGCACCGCGGCCGCCGCCGGCGUCUCGCGCCACAGCCUCGCGCGCGCCCUGCGCCACCACAGGACACGCGCCGCCGUCCGCGCAGACCACACCUACGGCAAAGAGAUCGCAAGGACAAAUACGACCCGUACCAAGUCCAAGAUGGCUAGCUUCAGUGUUAGAAUGCGCAGAAAAGGUGGAACACAGAGUCACACACUUAAAAAAAACCAAGAGAAUGAUGGAAAUGAUGGCAAGAGAGUGAGACCUUCCAAAAAAAGAACUACUAAGAGUAGUAAUAGAAAUAAACCCAGAGAUAUGGAACAAUUACUGUCAAAAAACAGGCAGAGCAAGGGCAGUGUGCCGAGUCGUAAGCGACCAACAAACGAAGAAGUACACGAUGGCGAGAAUAUGGGACCUCCCAAACGAAGAUCCACUAGGAUCAGCGUCAGAAGUAAACCAUGCGAGGAGGAACAAUUGCCGUUCCCGUCCCCUAUUCAGCUGAGAGUGCACGGGGUGAUGGAAACGGAGUACAAGACUGAACCCACUGAUGAUGAAUGCCCACCGGCGAUAGGAGAUGAUCCACUUGAGACAGAGUCCUGGUCCCACCAUCCACAUUGUGAACCUCAUUGUGAACAAGCCUUAACCACAGAAGAAACAGAGACACUAUUUAAGACUGAGCCCGCUGAUGAUGACUGUUUAGAGGAUUUAAAACCUGAUCCACUUGAACUGGAGUCGAGUGCAGCUCUGGAGGAGCCAUCUGACUCACCUGACACAACACAGCUUGAAGUGAAGUUUGAAUGUGUGGACGAGGACAUGGAUAUGAGUAAAGAUUAUUCAAUAUUUGACCACACGCCUCUCGACAUUAAACCAGAACCACCGGAGUGA